Messenger RNA from Stegastes partitus (bicolor damselfish), 1741 nucleotides. RefSeq names its product protein lifeguard 3-like. The annotation marks the transcript as partial. NCBI's taxonomy places the organism in Eukaryota, Metazoa, Chordata, Actinopteri, Pomacentridae. Gene Ontology annotation, cellular component: membrane; endoplasmic reticulum; Golgi apparatus. Gene Ontology annotation, biological process: negative regulation of apoptotic signaling pathway. The transcript has 9 exons. The record is from RefSeq and is a predicted model, not a curated record.
UCUCUGUAUAACGUCUGUGUCUUUCAGGUGUAUUUGAUCUUGGCGUCUCAGCUGCUCGUCACCACAGCCAUUGUGGCCAUUUUCACGUUCGUCCAACCUGUCAGAAGCUUCGUACAGCGAAACCAAGCGGUGUACUGGGCGUCAUACGCCGUAUAUUUCAUCACCCACCUUGUGCUGGUCUGCUGUAAGGGCCCCCGGAGGAAGUUUCCGUGGAACGUCAUCCUGCUGACCAUCUUUACUCUGGCUUUGUCCUACAUGACUGGAUCCAUAUCCAGUUACUACGACACAAAAGCAGUGUUUCUCGCUCUGGGGAUCACCGCCGUCGUCUGCAUCGCCGUCACCGUCUUCUGCUUCCAGACAAAGGUCGACUUCACCAAGUGCCAGGGUCUGUUCUGUGUCCUUGGGAUCGUGAUGUUCGUGACUGGCAUCAUUACAGCCAUUGUGCUCUCCUUCAAAUAUAUGCUGUGGCUUCACAUGCUUUAUGCAGCUUUAGGGGCCAUCGCCUUCACCAUGUUCCUGGCGUAUCACACGCAGCUACUGAUAGGAAACAGGAAGCACUCCAUCAGCGAGGAGGAAUACGUGUUCGCCGCGCUCUCCAUCUACGUCGACAUCGUCCAGAUCUUCCUGUUCCUGCUGCAAAUUAUCGGCGCCUCCACCAAAUAAGGCUUCACCGCUGGGUGCUGGAGAAGCGGCGAGCGCCUACAAUCAUUCCAUGCUAUUUAAAACCUUUGCUUUUUCAGUAAAAAUCUGCAAAAUGUUUCUAAAAAAAAAUCACGAGACACUCCAGGGAAAAAGUCCGAAGGGCUGAAUUUGAGGUUUUGCUACAGCAUAGGUCAAACCUGUGCACCAAAAAUGCACUUUUUUUCUCAACUCUAUAUUUGUUUAGAUCUACUUUAAGCAACUGUGUAGUGGUUAAUAGAUAAUAUUAGUAUAAUAUAAAUGUGGAAAGACGUUGGAAUGCUGGCUGCAUCAUGUAUUCCCUCUUGCUGGACUUAAAGUAGAAACUGAACGUUUUUCUCUGCAUGUACAUGUAUUAUUAUAAAUUAACUGUUUCUGAUGUGUAUAGAAGUCGAGAAAAUGGGCAAAACACACACGACACCUCUCUAGAAGGUUUUGAAGUACAGUAGGGGUGGACGAUACCACAAGAUUUGAUCCUGAGUCACUUUAGUAUGAGCAGAGUCGAUACUUGGGCGUACCUUUUUUUACAGCUCAGUGCUGCAGCCUCAGAUCAGCUGAUGACCUUUAAAACCUUACAUUGUACCCCUUUACAUGCUCCAUCACUAAAGUGCCUUCACCGUGUUUCUGAGGAGACGUUUUUUUACUUUACAACGUGCAGGGUUAUAACCGAUAAGCUUUUAUAGUGUUGUUACAUGCAGUAUGUGCCUGUUUCUGCAGCGCUCGGUUACAGUCAGAUUUGGGUCAGACAGCGAGCACCAGCAGGGUGGAGUUUUCCACACAGGACGUCGCCAUCAGUGCCAAGGUGUUACAUUAUUGGAACAUUUCUGAAGACCAGGCGGUUCCAGCCAACGUGGCAGCGUCCAAAAUGUUCCCGAAACAAUCAUCUCCACCCAGCUGGUCCUCAGCUUAGUACAAAUACAGCCCGAAACCAAAGCUACGUAUAAGUCUUUACUGAAAACAUUUUGAAUGUACAGCACAGAUGUGUGGGUGUAAGAGGUUGUAAAUAUGCAUAUCAAUGCUGAAGAGAAUCUGUUUCAUAUCAAAUAAAGAUUCUUCUUUGUGA